AUGAGUUGCAGGCGAGAUACGCUCCAACCCAUUAUCUACGACGACCGGGUUGUAAUAAAUGUGAGCGGGAUGAUUUUUGAAACACGUCAAGAAACACUGUCGCGUUUUCCACAGACGCUGCUGGGCAGUGAGGAGAAGAGGAAAAAGUUCUAUGUGCCGGAGACUCACGAGUACUUCUUCAAUCGAAACCGCUCAGCCUUCGAGGCUAUUCUGUACUAUUACCAAUCUCGCGGACGUCUUAAGCGACCCGCUGAUGUACCGAUGAGUAUUUUCAAGCAGGAAAUUGAGUUUUUCGAACUAGGUGACGACGUUCUGAGCGAUAUCCGUCUAAAAGAGGGUUAUAUCACCCUCAAUGAUGGCAGCAAAGAGUGUCCCGAAAAUAGACUUCAACGUAUUGUCUGGGAGCUUUUCGAUCAACCUGACACUUCAACAGCUGCCUCUUGCCUGGCUGUCUUUUCCGUCACUGUUAUUGUACUAGCAAUCACAGUUUCUAUUGUGGAGACCAUUCCCUCCAUAAAGUCAAAUGAGUUGAACAACAACGAGACGAACUCAACGGUGACGGAAGAUGCCUCUACAGACACGCAUAACACUUGGUUCCUCCUCGAAUUGUCCUUUAAUGCGUGGUUCACGAUCGAGUAUUUAGUUCGGUUGUUCACUUCUCCCAACAAAUUUCAUUUCUUUACUUCGCUUUUAAACUUUAUUGAUCUCGCUGCCAUUGCUCCCUUCUACAUCAUGCUGCUCCUGAACAAGUCCGAAACAAACUCAGUCGCCGUGCUGCGAAUUUUGCGUGUUGUUAGGGUGUUCCGAAUUUUCAAACUCUCCCGCUACUCCAAAAGCCUUCAAAUAAUUGGUUACUGCGUCCUCGAGAGCGUCCGAGAGCUCGGUCUUCUCAUCUUGUGCCUGUUUUUCACCGUAAUUAUUUCUGCUAGUUUGUUGUACUACAUUGAACUUGGGAGUAGCGAAACCCAUUUCAUCAGUGUACCAGCUACGUUCUGGUUUUCGCUUCAGACCAUUACAACUAUCGGUUAUGGAGACAUGGUUCCUCACAGCCCGUUUGCGAAGCUCAUGUCGGCAGCUUGCGCGAUAUUUGGCGCUUUGACCCUCGCCCUGCCCGUUUUAACGUUCGUGUCGAAUUUUAACACCCUUUAUUACAAAAACAUCAUGGAGCCAAAAAAGGAAAUAGAACAAAAUGGAAACAUAGAACACGAGACGAGCGAGCUCAGUGAAAUUGAAGCAAAUCAAAGUUCUGUUAUGAGUCGAAGAAACUAG
This is a messenger RNA of Porites evermanni, 1269 nucleotides long. The record is from the annotation of a GenBank genome assembly. Lineage: Eukaryota; Metazoa; Cnidaria; Anthozoa; Scleractinia; Poritidae.